Ceratina calcarata is the source of this 3905-nucleotide messenger RNA. Its product is annotated as DNA excision repair protein ERCC-6. Gene Ontology annotation, biological process: transcription-coupled nucleotide-excision repair. The coding region runs from base 551 to 3781 and encodes 1076 amino acids. Gene Ontology annotation, molecular function: ATP binding; ATP-dependent activity, acting on DNA. The record is from RefSeq and is a predicted model, not a curated record. Lineage: Eukaryota; Metazoa; Arthropoda; Insecta; Hymenoptera; Apidae. The transcript has 13 exons. Gene Ontology annotation, cellular component: nucleus.
AAUUUUAUUAAAUAAAAUUAAAAACUGACGACUUGUACUAAUAUCUUUCUCUCCUAAGCCACAUAUUCUUAUAAACACGAUUCCUGCCAAUCUCAAGAAGUUCGAUUUUCUUUUCACUUUUGACACAAAUGUUAGCCACUUGUCGUUACAUUUUAUGAAAUAAUAUAAAAAUCUAACGAUUUGUUGCACUUCUUCCAACAUCCUGAUCUUGAUAUGAGAAUAAGAUACAUUACCGAACAGACGUUAAAAUUCGAAGAAAACGGUCGUGGUGCUACCAUCUGACAAUAUUCAAGAGGAAUUAGAUUUGAUGCCGCUAACGCGUGUUUACGUGUUGAAUAAUAUCUCGCAACUUCAAUGACAGUUCUCGUUAUUGCGGAAUUUGUUCUAAACGUUUUAGAAAUGUACUUAAUGUAAUUGAAAGUAGUGAUAUAGAAAUCAUUAAAAUGUAGUUUGAAAAUGUUGUAUUCCCUUGUUUCCCAGCGUCAUUAUUUAUCAUUCACAUAUUUAAUUAAUACACGUGAAGUGAACGUCUCAUUUAAUUAUCGUAAUAAUGGAGCAUGACCAUGAGGACCAAGAUAUUGAUAAUGAUAAUGAAACCGUCAACGACAUUGUCGACGAAAAUUUAUCCGAGAAGGUCUUGUCUGUAAGAAGUGAAGAUAGUAUUUUUUGUGAGGCAUCGAAGGAAAUUGAAGAGCUUGUGAAGGCAAAUGCCCAAAGUAAAAGUAAUCCAAAUAAACAAAGUACUGGUACACUAAAUGAUGCCAACGACUGUUCAAGUCAGCAAGAAAUAGAGAAACAGGUUUCAACUGGAGAGAUUACUCCAUUCCAAGCAAUUGAACAAAAGACUGAUUCAUUAAGAACCACAGGGACAUUUAAUAAAACUUCUCAUUUACUCGAUCUAGAAAAAUAUCUUAAGCAGCAAGCUGAACUAGCUAAACAAAGGAAGCAAUUAAAAGACUCCUCUAAGGCAGCUAAACAUCAUAAUGAUCAUACAACUUCAAUUAAGAAGGCAAAAUUGCCUAAAGAAUAUAAACCAAUAGAGAAAACAAAACCUAAAGCUAGUAAAAGAAAAACAGUCUUAGGACAUGAAGCGCUAAAAAAUAAAGAUGAAACAGGAGAUGCAAAACUUGAUGAAGUUGAUAAUUUGAAUGCUCAGACAAGACAUACGAGAAGUACAUUAAAUGUUUGCGAUAGCGCCAAAGACAAUACUAAAGGACUGUUAAUCGAAACUAUUAAGUCUGCAAAUGCAGGAAGUGACUCGGGGAGUGAAUACGCACCAAGUGAUGAAGAAAAUGAUUCUGAAGAAGAAGGACCAGCAGCUAAAAAAAGAAAAUAUUCUACAAAAUUCGUUCAUACAAAUCGAGUUUUGGAUGAUGGAGAUGAAGCAAUGUAUAGACAAAGAGUGGAAGAACAUGGUUUUCCUAAGGACGAAUUAUACCAUAAAAUAGAUAAUUUAUUUAAAGUUCCACAGUCUAUAUGGAAAAGGCUAUAUAAGUACCAAAAAGUCUCGGUACAAUGGUUAUGGGAGCUCCAUUCUCGCAGCUUAGGUGGAUUGCUCGGGGAUGAAAUGGGAUUAGGAAAAACCGUACAAGUGAUUGCCUUUCUUGCUGGUUUAGAUUCUAGCGAAUUACUGUCCGACGGCGGAAGAUUCAGAGGAUUAGGACCUACUAUGAUUGUUUGUCCAGCUACGCUUAUGGAACAGUGGGUAAAGCAUUUUCACGAAUGGUGGCCUGUUCUAAGAGUGGUCGUUUUACAUCAAUCAGGAACUUAUAACGGGGAUUUAGAAUAUUUGAUGCACUCUUUGAAAUCCGGCGGCGUACUAGUUACAUCUUAUACAAGUAUGCUCAAACAUAAAGAUUUACUCGUAGCCAGUCAAUGGCACUACGUUAUACUCGACGAGGGUCAUAAAAUAAGAAAUCCACAAACAAAGAUUAGCAAAGCGGUAAAGGAAUUUUCAACACCGCAUCGAUUGCUGUUAACGGGUAGCCCUAUGCAAAAUUCAUUAAAAGAGUUAUGGUCCCUAUUUGAUUUCAUUCUACCCGGGAAAUUAGGCACUCUACCCGCGUUCCUAGAACAUUGCGCGGGCCCUAUAACUCGAGGCGGAUACGCAAAUGCUACUCCUUUGCAAGAAGCCACUGCGCUUCAGGUUGCUACGAUGCUUAGAGACGCUAUCACACCGUACAUGCUUAGGAGAACAAAAAACGAUGUCCAACAUCACGUCAGUUUACCAGAAAAGAACGAGCAGGUGUUGUUCUGCAGUCUAACAGAAGAACAAAAGGAACUGUAUAAAAGAUAUUUAUGUUCCGGGGAAGUUAGUUAUAUACUGCAAGAGAGAAAUCCUAUGGAGAGUGGAAGAUACAGAGCUCGUCUUUUAAUCGCGUUAUCGGCACUCAGAAAAAUAUGCAAUCAUCCCGAUUUGUUUCUCUAUACGAAUCCAGUUGAUUCCGAUGAGGAUAUCGACGUAUCGGAAGAAACGUUAGAAAAAUUUGGCUUUUGGAAACGUUCCGGAAAGAUGACAGUAGUUCGAUCGCUUCUGAAAAUUUGGAAGAAACAAGGGCAUAAAGUCUUACUCUUUACCCAGGGAAGACAAAUGAUGCACGUCCUGGAAUCGCUUCUACAAAGCGAGGAAUAUACUUAUUUGAGAAUGGAUGGAACUACGCCGAUGUCUCAACGACAAGAAACUAUCCGGUUGUUCAACACGAGUCCAUCAUAUUUCGUUUUUCUACUCACUACUCGAGUCGGUGGAUUGGGAGUAAAUUUAACCGGAGCGAAUCGGGUGAUUAUUUACGAUCCAGAUUGGAAUCCAGCAACUGACGCUCAAGCGAGAGAACGUGCGUGGAGAAUUGGGCAAAAUAAAAGAGUUACUAUUUAUCGACUUAUUACUGCAGGAACUAUCGAAGAAAAGAUGUACCAUAGACAAGUAUUUAAAUUGCUUCUUUCAAACAAAGUUUUGGAAGAUCCGAAUCAGCGCAGACUCUUUAAAACAAAUGAUCUAGUUGAACUUUUUAAUUUAAAUGAGCCCAUUGACGGACAUUCCAGCGAGUCAGAUCGACUAUUUCGGGAUUCUAAAUUAAUCCCAUCAACAACCAGAUUUUCAUCGAAUAAAAUUGAGAAAAUGCGGAAGUUAGCUGCUAGUCUUAGCAGAAGUAUAAGUCAAAAUUCUGUUACACAAGCAGCCGACGUUUCAGAGAAUUAUUCUACAGACAAUAAUAACGACAAGUUGGGCAUAGAAAAGACUAAUGAGAUAUCUGAAGAUUUGGUAAAGCAAACGGAAAACGAUCCUUCUAAAAAGGAUGAGACUGCACCUCUUACUGAGCAAAGCGUCGCGAUUGCAGACAAAUUUUCUGCAAUCGAGCCUUCGGAUAAAAGUAAUGACACGUGCAUCGAGAAAAAUACUGAAAUAAUUUCAAGCGACGCAAAAAAAAAUAAAGCACAGCAUAAACACAAACGAAAUAGAAAGAGUUCAAAAUCAGAGAAGCAUACUGUUUCAGCUAUUUUCGAGGGUGAACGUAUCUCACAUUUAAUUGGUCGACGUCUGGGGAGCUCUCAAUCUAAAGAAGCUAAAUGUGUUGAAGAUGAUCAAUAUGUUUUAGAAAAAUUGUUCGCUAAAGCGAGCGUGACUUCCGCUUUUCAACACGACUCAGUAUUAUCAAAUUCGGGGUAUAAUUCGGAUGAUAAGAAUCCGAUGCAGCGCUUAGCGCGUGAAACUGCGCAAGAGAAUAUGGAUAAUAUACGCAAGUCUCGCAAAUGGUGUUGGAAACCUACGUGGGAUCCUGAGUAAACCGAUUAAUUUCUUUGCAUAUGGUUUACGUUAAUUAAAUAACUCGAGAUAUCCCUGACGAAAAAGAUCUCCAAUUUGUACAAUUGUACAGUACGUACAUUAUUAAACACAUUGUUAAAAACAA